Messenger RNA from Coffea eugenioides, 947 nucleotides. RefSeq names its product reactive Intermediate Deaminase A, chloroplastic. Gene Ontology annotation, cellular component: cytosol. The transcript is spliced from 6 exons. The record is from RefSeq and is a predicted model, not a curated record. Lineage: Eukaryota; Viridiplantae; Streptophyta; Magnoliopsida; Gentianales; Rubiaceae. Gene Ontology annotation, molecular function: deaminase activity. The coding region runs from base 187 to 750 and encodes 187 amino acids.
GUUUCGGAGACCGGCGGUGGUACACACGACUCCGUGUCUUGACUCUCUCUCUCUCUCAACAGUCAAAUCCUUGAAAAUACUGCGAAAAGGCAUAGAGGAUUGGGAUUUGGGAGUAGGUCGUAGACGAGAUAACGGCCAUUGUGUGAGAUUCUGGAGUGGAGACUGAAGGGUAAAAAAUUUACUACUAUGGCGUGGUUGGCCGCUGCAAAGAGCUUCCAUCUGCCGGCGGUUGAUGUCACCGCUCCGCUCUCGAGCUCCCUUAGCUGUCGGCUGCUUCGGCUGCGUGUCGAUGGCCGCGCCGGCAUCGGCCGAUCCUCCUCGGCAUUUCGGUCUAAACUCUUCGCUUCCUUAAGCAUUUCCGCUGAUGCCAGUAUAAAGGAAGCUAUUCGGACUGACAAGGCCCCAGCGGCAUUGGGGCCAUACUCUCAAGCUAUAAAAGCAAACAACCUCCUUUUUGUGUCUGGGGUUCUUGGUCUAGUUCCAGAGACUGGGAAGUUUGUCUCGGAUAGUGUUGAGGAUCAAACAGAGCAGGUUCUUAAGAAUAUGGGCGAGAUACUUAAAGCAAGUGGUGCUAGCUAUUCCUCAGUUGUUAAGACAACAAUUAUGUUGGCUGACUUGAAGGAUUUUAAGAAAGUCAAUGAGAUUUAUGCUAAAUACUUUACAUCACCGGCGCCAGCUCGAUCAACUUACCAAGUAGCAGCUUUACCAUUGGACGCAAAAAUUGAAAUAGAAUGCAUAGCGGUGCUGUGACUUCUCAGCUGAAAUGAUUCUGUGGACAUUAUCAGCCAGGAUCCCAGCGUAAUAAGUUCAGAUGAGCCAUGUGAAUCUGUAAUUGAGGUCCAGUAUCUGAAGGCUGAACCCUUCAGAGUUGUAAUACCUCAUAAUUUGAAAUUCUUCAUGGAAAGAGUUGAAACGUAAAAAGAGGAUUCAUUAUGACGUGUUGCAAA